AUGGCGAACCCCAAUGAUUAUACCGUAGGCUGGAUCUGUGCCAUAGUCACGGAAUUUGUUGCCGCCCAGAACCUUCUUGAUGAGAAACAUGACUUACCCAUGCACGUUUCCCGGGGGGACGAUAACAGCUAUACACUGGGCAAAAUUGGAAGACACAACGUUGCUCUAGCUGUUUUACCCGAUGGAGAGUAUGGAACAACAGCUGCCGCCACCGUUGCUGCUAACAUGUUGCGCACUUUCCGCAAUAUUAGGAUUGGCCUGAUGGUUGGCAUUGGUGGCGGUGCGCCGAGCAGGAGACAUGACAUUCGGCUUGGCGACGUUGUGGUGAGCGCUCCUCGUGACGGACGGGGUGGCGUGCUACAGUAUGAUUUUGGGAAAACGAUACAAAAUCAGGCAUUCCAAAUCACAGGAUUUCUAAACCAACCUCCUACGCUCCUAAGGACGGCCGUGAGCAGUAUCAGAGCUCAGUAUGAGAAUGAGGGUCAUCAACUUGAUCAGACUAUCAAGAGAAUCGUAACGCAAAACCCGAGACUCCGGAAGAAAUACCAGCGACCGCCUGCAAGCAGCGACAGGUUAUACCAAUCUGUGAUUACCCAUCCUAUAGACAGCGAUGUCUCCUGCGCAGAACUUUGCGGAGAUGACCCGUCACGGAUAAUCAAACGACAGCCCCGGGAGGAUGACUACGAGGACAAUCCUGCUAUUCACUACGGACUGAUUGCGUCGGCGAAUCAGCUGAUGAAGGAUGCUCAGGUUAGGGAUAAGCUUGCUGCGGAAAAGGACGUCUUGUGUUUCGAGAUGGAAGCGGCGGGAUUGAUGAAUCAUUUUCCCUGCUUGGUUAUUCGGGGGAUAUGCGAUUAUUCGGAUACGCAUAAGAAUAAGCAGUGGCAAGGAUAUGCGGCGAUGACGGCGGCUGCAUAUGCAAAGGAUCUUUUGCUUCGGAUACCAGUGGAGAAUAUUCAGGCUGAGAAGCCGAUUAAGGAAGAUGUUGGUUCUGGGGCAGGGUCAGGGCCUGGCGGGACUGGAUCUGGAGUAAUCCUGCCUGAAGGAAACGUGCCUGGAGGAAUCGGAUCUGGAGCAAAUGGUUCUUUUGGAGGAAAUGGCUCUGGCUCUGGCCCUGGCUCUGGCUCUGGAGGUAAUGGCUCUGGAGGGAUCGGAACUGGAGGACCAGGAGGAAUGGGUCGCCCCCCGACUAGCUCACCCUCGGUAUGUCUGCCACAUGUUAUAGAAUUGGAAACUGGGCUGAUACUAACGUUAUCAUAG
This is a messenger RNA of Trichoderma virens Gv29-8, 1260 nucleotides long. RefSeq lists its product as uncharacterized. Bases 1 to 1260 code for a protein of 419 amino acids. Gene Ontology annotation, biological process: nucleoside metabolic process. Lineage: Eukaryota; Fungi; Ascomycota; Sordariomycetes; Hypocreales; Hypocreaceae. Gene Ontology annotation, molecular function: catalytic activity. The record is from RefSeq and is a predicted model, not a curated record. The transcript has a single exon.